AUCAAAGGACUGACCAGAGAAAAAAAAACAGCUAACACAAAUUUUUCAUCAAAGUUUCACGACUUUUCUCCAGUAUUUUGUCGAUGUUUGUGGCGUAAAUUGGCGUGUGUAAUCCAGAAUUUGUUUUAAAUUUCGAUUGCUGGCCGAAGGACGAGCUAAAUUUCGGUAUUGAAGCUGAGAAUAGGUUGCAUAUAAGAAAAAAUCGUAUAUAACUCCUUUAGACAUAGCCUAUCAUAUCGCAGUGGAUAAGUUCGGGGCACUUUGUACGCGAUACUUUGGUCAGAUCAGCAUUUGGAUCAAACAUUUGGUAAUGGAAUUACAACAGCUCCAACGCAAACAGACUUCGACUUCCUCCUCAUCCUCAUCUGGUGCAUCGCCAGGAAACGCAGUAGGUGGUACCAGUGCAAGCAACAAGAACGACUACGACAGUUCCCACAGCAGCAGCAACACCGAAGACUACACAGAGACUGACGAACGGCGCCGUCGGAUCAUGAAGAGCCGUGCAAGAAAUAACCGUUUGAUGCAAGCGCAACACCAACAACAGAGCUCGGUAGCGCUAGUUAAACCAUCAUCCGCUUUGAAGAAGCAGCUAGACGCUGAAGAUCGCAUCACACUGGUCGUGGACAAUACGACCUUCUCGAUCAAUCCUGCCCUGUUCACUGCACAUCCGAACACCAUGUUGGGCCGAAUGUUCAGCUCCGGUUUGGAAUUCACACAUCCCAACGAACGCGGUGAGUACGAAGUGGCAGAUGGUAUCUCACACACGGUUUUUCGUGCCAUUUUGGAAUACUAUCGCAACGGGGUGAUCCGCUGUCCACCGACGGUUUCCGUGCAGGAACUUCGCGAGGCCUGCGAUUACUUGCUGAUUCCAUUCACGGCUGAUACGAUCCGAUGCCAAAAUCUACGUGGACUGCUGCACGAACUGAGCAACGAGGGAGCCCGCGAACAAUUCGAAGUAUUUCUAGAAUCGUUGAUCUUGCCGCUUAUGGUGGCUUCAGCAGAGCGCGGAGAUCGCGAAUGUCACGUAGUUGUGCUUUCAGAUGACGAUGUUGUCGACUGGGACGAAGAAUAUCCUCCUCAAAUGGGUGAAGAGUACUGCCAAACCGUGUCCAGCACAGCUAUGUAUCGUUUCUUCAAGUAUAUUGAAAAUCGUGAUGUGGCCAAGCAGGUGUUAAAAGAUCGAGGAUUGAAGAAAAUCCGUCUCGGUAUUGAAGGGUAUCCGACGUACAAGGAAAAGAUCAAGAAACGAGCCAGUGGUCGGGUUGAGGUGAUCUACAACUACUUGCAGCGACCAUUUAUUCACAUGUCCUGGGAGAAAGAGGAAGCCAAGAGCCGUCAUGUGGAUUUCCAAUGCGUCAAAUCUAAAUCGGUUACCAACCUGGCAGAAGCUACGGCUGAUCCGGCGUUAGAAUUGGAUUCAGCUGGAAAUCCUCUACCGCAGCGACAUUUCGACAUCUCCAACGAACCCGACGUGGAUGCGAUUCGUCCCAUUGUGGCGGCUAUUGCCAUCGAUGGUGAAGAGGGCGCCGUUGGUGGAUUAGUUAACCCAGAAGAUGCCUGUGGUGCUGACGAACCGUAAACAGCUGCAGAGCGAGAAAUUAGCGCACUAUGGAAAUUUUAUCUGAACUAACUUAAACAUAUGCUAUAAUUGAACUGCUGUAUUCGUUACUAUUUGACAACUAUUACCAUUACAUAGCUGUGCUAGAUAAGCAAAAAUAUCUCAGAAAACUCUUCGUCAGAAGUUGAAAAGGAACAAAUGGGCUCGGAUUUCGGAUGUAAUUUCAUUGUUUUUUUUUUUGGUUUCUUACUGCUUUCACCUUCUACAGCAUUUUUCAUACACUGUAUGUCCAGUCCUUGAUAUCUUCUUUAAAUUUGAUUGUUUCAAAAUUUGUUUAACAAAUAAUAUAAAAGAAGACGGUACGAAAGCUCAAAAGUUGUAGGAGAAAUAUAGUGCUAGAGUUAAUUUUUUUUAUUAACAUAUAUCUCAAUAUUUGGUGUAGCACCAUCUAACUUUAUUCAAUUUUAUUAAUAAACAUCAACUGAACAACCGGAUAGAGAACUGCGGCAACAAUAAAAUUCCUCCUUGAUUGUCCUCCAUCUUUGAAUUAAUUCUCUUAAGUAUAUGGCAAAAUGUAAAAGUCAAAAUAAAAUAAAAUAAUAUUUGUGUUAAUAGGAUAAA
Ochlerotatus camptorhynchus is the source of this 2179-nucleotide messenger RNA. RefSeq names its product mrityu (gene mri). Gene Ontology annotation, cellular component: cytoplasm. The transcript is spliced from 5 exons. The record is from RefSeq and is a predicted model, not a curated record. Gene Ontology annotation, biological process: positive regulation of phosphorylation. Lineage: Eukaryota; Metazoa; Arthropoda; Insecta; Diptera; Culicidae. Gene Ontology annotation, molecular function: protein binding. The coding region runs from base 311 to 1579 and encodes 422 amino acids.